Molecule: messenger RNA, 972 nt
Organism: Debaryomyces hansenii CBS767
Lineage: Eukaryota; Fungi; Ascomycota; Pichiomycetes; Serinales; Debaryomycetaceae
Gene: HEM13
Product: coproporphyrinogen oxidase
Exons: 1
Coding region: 1-972 (323 amino acids)
Cellular component (GO): mitochondrial intermembrane space; cytoplasm
Molecular function (GO): coproporphyrinogen oxidase activity
Source: RefSeq, a predicted model, not a curated record
AUGGCAUCGCCUAAUGAUAUACACAACAUUGAAAUACCUAUUAGACAUCGUAUGGAAGCACUCGUUAGGUUAAAGCAACGAGAAAUCACUGCAGCUAUAGAAAACAUCGAUCAGGCCAAAUUUCACAUAGAUGCGUGGGAAAGAGGUGAUAAAGGUGGUGGUGGCCAAUCAAUGGUAUUGCAAAACGGUGAAGUAUUUGAGAAGGGAGGUGUUAACAUUUCAAUUGUUCACGGAACGUUACCUGCUCAAGCCGUAACUAGAAUGAGGGUCAACCACAAGAAUUUGAAGGGAUGCGGCGAAGAUGGCAGUGUCAAGUUCUUUGCGUGUGGAUUAUCCUUAGUUAUCCAUCCUACGAACCCGCAUGCCCCUACCACACAUGCAAAUUAUAGGUACUUUGAAACUACUGACCCCGAAACUAACGAAGUCCAGACGUGGUGGUUUGGAGGUGGUGCAGACUUGACACCUUCAUACUUGUACGAGGAAGACUGCAAGCUCUUCCACCAAAGCCAUAAGGAUGCGUUGGAUAAGUACGAUGACACGUUGUACCCCAAAUACAAGAAAUGGUGUGACGAAUACUUCUACAUUAAACACAGACAGGAAACAAGAGGUGUGGGAGGAAUUUUUUUCGACGAUUUUGACGAUAGACCGGCCGACGACAUCUUGUACAUCAUCGAAUCGUGUUUCGAUGCUUUCUUGCCCUCGUACAUUCCAUCGGUCUUGAAAAGGAUGAACACCCCCUUCACAGACGAACAGAAACAAUGGCAACAGAUCAGAAGAGGUAGAUACGUUGAAUUCAACUUGGUAUUGGACAGAGGUACUCAAUUUGGCUUACAGACCCCUGGUUCCCGAGUAGAGAGUAUAUUGAUGUCUUUACCAGCCACGGCCAGCUGGGUCUAUGAUCAUCAUCCAGAGGAGGGGAGCGAAGAGGACAAAUUGGUAAAAGUAUUGCAGAAUCCUAUCGACUGGGUUUAG